Molecule: messenger RNA, 15582 nt
Organism: Cladocopium goreaui
Lineage: Eukaryota; Dinophyceae; Suessiales; Symbiodiniaceae
Source: the annotation of a GenBank genome assembly
AUGAAUGCAGAUUGGGAUGGCCCGUGGAGGUGCUCAUCGUGUAUGAAAACAAAUGGGAAGAAAGCUGCCUUUUGCGAUCGGUGUGGAGAUUCGUGGCGCAAUGGAACUCCUCACAAGUCACAGCCACAGCCCGAAGAGGCACCGGGCUGGACGUACAAUCGCUGGUCAGAUUGGCAGAAUCAAGCACAGCAAAAUUGGGAAAAGUCUUCCUCUUCUUCCAGAAGUUCAUCCAGAAAGCAUCAGCCCAAACCCAAAACGGCACGUCGACCACGACGGCCGAAAGGCAACAAUGCUCAGCCGAACCGAGGAAGAGGCAAGGGGCGCAAAGGGCAAGGGCGUGGAGAUGGGCAGCCCUCUGCACUACCUCUACCACCCCCUCCAGCCCCGCCACCGUGGCCGACCAUCGAUCGGGCCACAUCACUGGUAUCAGCUGUGAAUACAGUGCCAGUUGCAGAUUCAACAACAACAGCUGCAACUCAGCAGCUUCAAGCCGACAACAGAGAAUUUGCAAGGCUCCUUCGAGAUGCCUAUCCAGAUGCCCAAACGAGGCCUCCCGAGGCCACAGCAGCCAUAGAACGUGCCGAACAAGGAAUGACCAAAAAUGUUACAAAAUCAUUGCACAGUGCCACGAAGGCAUUGGACAAAGCCCAGAAGUUGCUAGCGGAAGCAGCCGAGGCCCGUCGGGUCCAUCGAAACAGUUGGCUUGCCCAUCUCUCAGAAAGUAUCAAGACAUGGGAGACACAGUUGGAGACAUACCGACGGCAUGGAGCUGCUUUGCAAGAGCUUGCCCAAAAAGCUCGUGCCGAUAUUGCAGCUGCCAGAAGCGACAUUCAGCGGCUCAGCACUCAAGAGCCUGGCAACCAGGCGAUUGUGGCAGCUUCUGCGGCCAUUGCAGAAGAAGGACAGACAGAGGAUCAAACAGAUGCAGACGAAGAGAAGCUGCGUACACAGCUUCAAGGGAUUUUGCAGACAUGUGCUGGCUCAUUAGGGGUUACAAUUCCUGCACCUGCAGAUGUCCAGACAAUUGCCUCGGACGACGAUCACGAUGGCGAGCGUGCUCAUCACAAACGUCCCAGAUCUGUCGAACCGCUGUCGCUUUCGGCCGUGUUAAUCCGGGAAUCACCUAAUGCUUCAGGUCUUCAGGUGUCACCGAGUGUAGCUGUGCAACCAAGUGCCCAUGUUGACCUUCACCAGCAUGACCCCUAUUCAGAAGUCCCUCCAAGAUCGAUUUUGGAUAACAUUACCAAUUCGAACCAUGAUUUGGCUGGCACGCAACCUGGCAAUGAUGUUUCUUCUUUCAUGCAGCGCAGUGGCAAGCUCCGCAAAGAAUUGAAAUCCUUGCCUAAUGCUGAUGACCCUGAGGAUCUGAUUGCAGCCUUUGGGCACGAGCCUGAUGCCAUGCCUGCAGACCACCCCAGUGAUGAAGGGAUUGAUGCCCGGUCGGCUGCCAGUAGCAGAGACGUGUCCAUCGAUGAUUCUGAAAUUGCUCCGCCCAGUUCGUCUGGCUCACGUCAGGAUGCUAUUUUGUAUCACCUAACAGAGGCUCCUUUGAGGGUUUUCCUGGCUUGGUCUGAUUAUGAUUCCAUGAUUGACGAGAUUGCCAGGCAUUAUGGACGGCAUCCGAUUGAUAUCAUUGAUGCAUAUGAAGUUGAGCCUUCCCCCGCUGAUGUGCCAGAUGGGGUUGUCUCCAUCAUUGUCCACAUGUUUGCCGACAUUGCAGUAGGCCAGUCAGCCAAAUUGGCUUUGUUAGAUGUUGAUCUGCAUGGCCAUAGUUUUGAAGCGAACUAUGCAGUUGGCCCUAUGUCCACUAGGUCAGUUGUUCGUCUUCCAACUCAAUGCACACGUGAUGCUGUCUUAGUCACUGCAAAUGUAGACAGAUACUGUCGUCAAGAGGAUGACGCCUGCUUCGUAUGGCAUGGCCACUCUCGUUGGCAUGAUGAUGACUUCCAAGUGCGUCGCCUCUCUCAUGGAGCAUAUUUUCGGGUCGCUGUUCCUCCGACACAACGGUUUGUUUGCACUACACAAAAUGCGGUUGAAAUGGCCCAGCGUGGGCUAUCCCAUCAAGAGAUGCUUGAUCAGCUUACAGGUGCGGAAGUCAUCUCUGAUGCUUCGCCCACUUUAUUGUCUGAGGCGGAGUUAGCUGAUCUGGCAACACCGAACAUUUUGAGUCACGAGGUUGACAUCAUGCACGCUAUGCAGAUUAGUUGUGCAGUCGGCCAUGUCCCUCAGUCUUCAUUGAAUAGUGUAGGGCAGAGGUCUGAGUCAGCUUGUGUGGACUCUGGUGCUCCCGUUGGUAUUGUUGCAGGUUCGUUGCCUCAUGACAUGUUGGAUGAUUUAUCACCUGCCCAGUCACCGGCCAAUGUGUUUCAAUUUGAUCCAGCUGCUCCGGUCUUUUUCCCAGGUGCCUCUGAUCCGGCUUUGCAAGAUGAGAACAUGUUAGAAAUUUUUAUGCAAUGGCAAGCUGCUGCAGAUGCUUGGGAAGAUGAGAUGGUCUCGGCCAAGUUUCUGACAUGGCGGGUCUCUCCUGCAACUGGCAAACGGCAUUGUGUGAGUAGUCGUGAGGUGUGUUUGUAUGAAGAUUUUGGCUCGUGGCGUCGCAGGAUUCUGCAAGCAUGGGCUGAUGAGCAAUCUGCCAGCUCUGAUACCCAGAUUAUUGCUGUGUUGCCGCCACCACCCGACAUGGAACCUGGUUUUGCAGGCCACAUUAUUCUUCAACAACAUGCGCUGGAGACUCACUCACCAGUUUUGACUACUGUUUAUGACCCUGCCAUUGCGGAUGGUGCGCCCCAACGACAAGUUCAUGUGUUUGCCGAUCAGUCUAUCCCGGAAGACAUUAUCUUUUUUCUUGGAUAUUCUCUUGAUUGCCCAAAUAUUGCACAGUGUCAGGUACGUAUGCGUGGACACGAUCUGCCUGCCCUGACCCCGUUUCCUGUUCGAUCAGGAGAUGUUGUUGAACUGGUUGUGCAAAGGCUCUUUUUGCCGGCUAAUUGGUUGCCUCCGUUCAUUCCAAUUAUUGUCACUCAAGACACGACCAGCUUGCUUCAGCUCACAGUGUCGCGGCCUAAAGUUGCUGAUGUCAAUCAAAAGCUACCAUUGGACUUCCAGAGUUCUCCUCGACCUGAAGUUGUUCUGCAUGUUUCCAAGUUUUGUUGGUCAUAUCAGCACGACUCUUUUCCAAAGCAAUGUAGCUUCACUGAAGAGUUCUUGCGUACGGUGCGGGCCGUUCAAAAUGCUCCUGAACCGGAGGGUCCACCGCCACCAGUAACCAACAUUGAUGCAGGCCAGAGUUUUGUCCUCAAUGAGCUUUGGGAUCUUGCGCAAGCCCAAUCUACUCAACAUGUAGGCAAUCCUGAGUCUGCUAUUCGAGUUGAAACUUGGUUUUUGGAUCACAAUUUUCGAGAUCGUUGUUACAAUUCUCGUGUUGUGCUUCUUUCUCUGGUCAAUUUUCAUGAUUGGUCGCGCUUAAUUAUUCAGGAAUGGCGUGAUCAUGUUCGUGCAGCGGCAAACAUUGAGUUUUAUUUGGUCUACCCUGCACCCGAGACAAUUGAUCCAGCUGCAGUUGCACAGGUCAUUUUGACGCAGUCUCCCCAGCCGGAACUUCGCAGCAUUGUGAUGUCCAUUUAUGACUCAGAAAGAGCUCAGCAGCCGCCAUACACUUUUGCUAUGACACAUGGGUCUCGUUUGACGCUUGGCAGUGUUUUGGAAGAUGUUCGGUUGACCCGGACUUGUCCUCCACAUAUGCCUCAAAAUGAGUGCACCAUUUGGCUUGGAGGAACUGCCAUUCCUCCUUCUAGUCAAGUUUUUGUCCGCAGUGGUAAUGCAUUCAAACUUCGCAUCAAUCGUGGCACGCGUCUUGACUUGCAAUCCCUUCUGCGGCUUCCUGACCACCUGUUGAGGCAGCAGCUGCAGCAGGCUAUUUGGGGUGAGAUCUAUCACAGACCCAGUAGCCCCCCAGAGGUCGAAGGAUCUAGUGGUGUAGCAGCGUCAUCGACUGGCUCACCGUACAUGGCUUUUACACCGCAGGCUGCUGUACCAAUGGAGGUUGACCACAGGCCUCCUUGGCUCACUGCUCUAAAUCAUUUGUAUGUGCAAUUUGCCGCCACUGAAGUUCAGGAAGAAGGUCCAGUUCUUUAUGUGCAGACCUGGUACGUCCAUGGCGACGGUCAUCUUUGGUGUCGUGAACCCAGGCCAGUUCGGCUCACGAGUUCCAUUUUGUCCUGGCGGCAAGAUCUUGUGCAAGUGUGGAGUCAUCGCCUGAUUCCCCAUGAACCGCAAGAGUAUUGGGUUGUUUCUGCUGCUCCGAAUGUUGCCAAUCGAAAUGUCGACGUGCAUGUGGUCUUGUCGCAAGGUCUAAUGCAUAAACAAGCGGCUGUGUUUUUCACGGUUUGUCCUGGGCCAGAUCCCGCACCAUGUCCUGCUCACGCUGUCUAUGUCUUGCCUAGUCGCAUUACUGUCAAUGACAUUGUCCAGUUGCUUGUUCCCCAUGCGUUCAGGUCAUUUCCCUGCACUGUACACCUUCGUGGUGUUGCAUAUGGUAUUGGGGAAGUGCUUACUCUUAUGUCAGGUGAUCAUGUGCAGAUCAGGUAUGACACAUAUGCAGGUGACGCUGAGGAUGACAGUACUGACGCGUUAGGGUUGCUGCAGACAAGGGCUGCGAGGACUGUGACACCAUGGCACCAGAACAGCAGUGUUGAAAACGGUGUUCAUGUUUUGCUUGAAGAUGCCCUUGAGGAUACGCUCAGUGACAUUUGUGACAAACCGUUAUCAUUGUCUGUUGCCCUUGCAUCUGUUCCAGGCGAUUGGGUUGUAUGUGCUUGGGAAUUGCCACACGGACUGACUGAUACAAAGAUUGUACCCCACCACGAAUUUCAGGCUGCAUGCCUGACUGAGGAUUUUCAGACCCGCUUUGGUUUCUUGGCUCCUCCAUCACAGCUGUUUCAGGUGAGAUUUUUGCGCGCGAGCUGGCAUAUAGCACGCGAUGGAUGGUACAUCGGGUCCUACCAGGUCCCGCCAAUUGGACGUGCAGUGAUUUUGACUGUCAGAUAUAUGCAUGACGGUGCGGUCUAUGGUGUCGCAACGGUACCAGAUAUGCUUGACUGCCGGCAAGUCAGGCAGAUCUUCUCUGUCACGCAUGGAACGUUCAUUCGAUGUAAUGGUUGCUUUGCGUCUGGAUGGAUCCAUUUUUCCCAUGGAGAUGUGCUUGAGUUUCAUGCUGCCACAGUGCAUGCCGGGAUUCCAAUCAGCUUGACUCAUGCCAGGGUUCAAUUAUGUCUGGAAGCCCUGCUUCCAGGUCCUUCAGCGCCAUUCGUCGAAGACCAGGAUGCAAGUUUAGUGAUUUGUGAGCCGGACCUCCGUUCAGAUAUCUGCACCAAUGGCAAUUGGAUGUUCUCAUUCUUGCCUGAAGGUCUUGAUUUGCAUUCGGCCUCGUAUGCUGCCCUGUAUGAUCAAUCAUUGCUUCCUCCUUCGCCCACAGUCUCUCUUGAGCUCUAUGUGGAUGGAGCCACCGGUCUGCAUGACUCGGCUUGGGCUGUGGUCAUCGUUGCUUGUACCCCUCACGGCAGAAUUUUCAGAGGCUGCAUCUCUGGUGUUACUCAAAUUAAUCCAGCUCAGGAGGACUGGCUCGGAGCAACCUCACACACAAACAUUGAUGCGGAACUUACAGCAAUGUGUGUAGCAACAGCACUUGCAUUGUUUGCAUCUAGGGACUAUUCCAUUUGUGUGCGUCCAGACUUGUCACUCAGUCGUCAAGUUGCUCAGUGUCAAGUGGCUUCCAGAGGUAGCAAGCCCUUAGUGAAUACUUUGCAAGCCCUUGCUCAAAUGGUGGAUGACCAAGUCAAUAUUCAAGAAGUACGAGCUCACUGUGGUGACCCGUGGAAUGAGCUUGCUGACAGUAUUGCCAAGUGGACAGUUCGAAAUGCGGUUUCCCUUGGCUCGGUCCCAUGGAGUCCCCUGCAUGCUUUGGCAGGUUCUCGCACUGAUUGCAAUUGGAAUUGGCUGGCACAUGCAUCUGCAUCCUAUCAGGCCACGUUGCCACAGUUGUAUGGCAAUGCAGUAUGGCAACCUGUGCCUCCAACACUGCGUGUACCAGUUCAAGCACAGGCUCCAACACAUGACUAUCCUAGCUAUACGCUUGAUUUCAAUGUAGUUACUUUCAAUGCCCUGGCUCUUGACGAGGCUGAUGCGGCCACUCGCCUUCCAGGUCCCAGGUCUAUUCGAGUUGAUCACCAGUUUCAUCAUCAAUCCUGUGCCAUUAUUGGUAUUCAGGAAGCGCGAACUCCUGAAGGCAGAAGAGUUACUGAUCAUUAUCUCAUUUUGGCAUCCGGUUUUGCUCAGUGCGGGCGUGCUCGACAUCAUGGCUGUGAACUCUGGCUGCAUCGAACUCUCCCUAUUGCCAAGACUCCUUCUGGAGAUGUUAUCACGAUGCAGGCUUUUCAACCAGUGGUCCUUGUUGCCAAUGCCAGGGUCUUGCUUGUUCGACUCCAGGGUCCUUUCGACCUGUAUGUAUUGGUCGGACAUGCACCUUGUCUUUCCGAUGACCGUCCUCUUGACCAGAUUGCCCAAUGGUGGACAGAUCUUGAGUCAGUGCUUGCGCAGGUUGACAAGAGUUCAUCCCUGGUAUGCUGCGUUGAUGCAAAUGCCCCUCUGGCUGAUUCGACUACCAAGUUCUAUCAGCAACAUCAGGCUGAGGCGACCAACCGCCCCGGCGCACUGUUCCAAGACUUCUUGUUGAGGCAGGAGUUAUAUGUGCCGUCUACGUUUUCCUUCCACUCCGGGGAUGGACCCACUUGGAGGCACCCCAAUGGCUCCAGAUUGCGCCGUGACUAUGUGCUGACCAAUGAGGCUGCGUUUGCACUGGUUUUGCGGUGGGACUUUGAUAAGAUGCGUGAUCCCCAAGCACGCGCUGCUUUUGAAAGUGCCCUACGUACCAUGCCUCUUCCUGCUUGGCAUGUAGAUGUUGACACGCAUGCCCAAUUGCUGGAGACCAAUGUUGUACAGCUUGCACAGCAACACUUUGGCAAGCCGCCCAAAGUUCGACAUCGACCAAUCCUCACUGAGGCGACACUAAAUGGUAUCUUCCUGAAACGGCAGGCACUAGCCCUCUUUCGAUUGGAAGUUGACAGGCAUGAUUCCCUUGUGGCGGCUGAGCUCAAGGUCCUUGAAAAAGACUUGCGUCUGAUGGUACGCCGUGAUCAACAACAAUGGUAUGCUCAUUGGCUGGAGGACAUUGAUCAGGUUGCCUCCCAUCAUGAUGUUGCGCAAUUGUAUCGCAAGUUGCAGAGGCUAGGUCGUCGCAAGAACUCACUCGAUAAAGGGCCUAUGCCAUUGCCCCAACUGAAAGGUCCACAAGGAGGCAAGGCAACCUCCUUUGAACAAUGUCAGCGAAUUUGGUGUGAUCAAUUUGCCGCUCUUGAGGCAGGGCUUCAUGUCAAUGAUGCCCAGUUGCAGCAGCUUCAUGUGCAGUUGGCCCCAGGGCAGUUGUGUGAUCCUUCGCAUCUCAUGUCCUCUCAUGACAUCUUGGCUACAAUUAGGCGUAUGGAGUCUGGAAAAGUUCCAGGUCCAGGAUUGCUUCCCAUUGAUGUGCUCAAAGCGGGAGGGUAUGUAGCUGCUCAAAUCCUGCUCCCGCUCAUGACCAAGGUUCAGACUCAGGUCCGUGAACCGUUGUCUUGGAAGGGGGGGUUACUUAUUCCCCUUUUUAAGGGCAAGGGAUCCCCGCAGGAGGCUGCUUCUUACCGUUCUAUCUUUAUCUCUGAUGUUUGUGGCAAGAUUCACCACUCCCAUGUUCGCAAAGCACUUGUUGAUACGUGGAAUGUGCAUGAUGACCUCAUUCAACAGGGUGGCCGUAAAGGAUGCUCGACGGAUAUUGCCCACCAUCUUUUGCAUGGAUAUUUUGCUUGGGCUCGUUCGCAGACAGUUUCUUGCGCCAUGCUUUUCGUUGACUUGCAUGCUGCCUUCUAUACUGUUGUGCGCUCCAUGCUUUCUGAUCAGCCUCUUCAUGAUGACCUGCUCUGUCAUGCCAUGCAAGUGCUUGGAAUUCGGCCGCAUGACUGGCAUGAGAUUCUUCAGUGCAUUCGCCCUGACAAUGCCACGAGUGGCCUUGAUGCCCAUGCUCACAGGAUGAUGGUAGAUAUGUUUUCAGGUACGCAUUUUCAAAUGAAAGGAGUUGCCAACCCAGUGGCUACAUUCCGUGGGACCCGUCCCGGAGAUCCAGUAGCAGAUAUUCUCUUCAACAUGGCGUUUCGUCUUAUUGUCUUAGAUGCACGAACCAAGUUCCAAGGCAGCAACAAUAUGCCCUUUCUUGGCUCUCCUGAGACAUGUCGAAAUCUGCCUCAGGUUGCAGACAUGCCACCUUCAGGGUUUGCAGAGGUAACCUUUGUUGAUGACAUUGCUUAUGCGUUGCAUGCUCCGCGUGCUGAGCAGGUUGUCACGGCCUUGCAGACAGUUGCCUCUUGUCUGCACGAUGCAGCCACUUCGCGUGGUAUGCAGCUCAACUAUGCUGCUGGUAAGACUGAGGCUAUGAUUUUCUGUGCAGGACCAGGUUCUCGUGCAGUGAAGAAGCAGCUCUGGCAUGAUUAUGCAGGAGCCCUGCCCAUUGUCACGGAACAUGGCACCCAGACAUUGCGUCUUGUGCAUUCAUAUAAGCACCUCGGCUCUUUUCUUCAAUGUCAAGCAGUUGUACAUAAGGAUGUCACAUAUCGGGUUGCACAAGCAAGAAAAGCCUUUGGGCAGCUGGCUCGGCCUUUUUACUCUAAACGGAAUGUUGGGUUGGCCACUAAGACGUCAGUUUUCUCUAUGCUUGUUGUCUCUCGCCUUCUCUACAAUGUACAUGUGUGGGCUUGGGUUACUGAUGCCGAUGUUUCCAGAUGGUCCAAUGGAAUUCGUGAAGCUAUUGGUAGGCUAGUUCGGCCACUGCUUCAUCAGAUUCCUGCCUUUCAUUUCACAGUUGCAGAACUAUGUGGACUUGCGUCUUUGCCUGGACCUUGUGAUCUUCUGCAUGCCAACAGAUUGCGUUAUUUGAAGCGAGCCAUUGCUGCAGCUCCCGAGCUGCUUUGGCGCACUUUGUUUGCCAAUACCGCCGAUACUGCAUGGAUGGCGUUGUUGCAGAGUUCCUUUGUCUGGUUCAUGAAGCACUAUCCGGGCCAAUUUACCCUCCCUGUAAAUGAUGUUCAUGCGUGUCUCCAGUAUGUUGCAGUUGAUGAACGCUGGAUUGGUCGAGUGAAACGAGCCCUUGCCUCGGCAGUUAGGUACCAUCGAGCAGCCGCCCAGGGCCACUUGUGGUCCUUGAAGGUAGAGCGUGAUCUGCAAAGUUUUGCUUCUUCGCGGUUGCUCCCUCGUGACAGUUGUGUUGCUGCAUGGUCUUGUCUGCAAUGUAGUGCUACUUUUGACACCAAAAGGGCGUUAGCAGUUCACUCCCGACACAUGCAUGGGUAUCAGCAGAUUCUCAAAUACUUUGUACUUUCAGAUGAGUGCAGUGCGUGUGGUAAGAAGUUCUUUCAGCGGUGUAGAGCUGUGACUCAUGUUCGUCAGUCUGCCAAGUGUCGCGAUGCCUACCUUGCAUGCUUUGUGCCAGCAGCGCAAGAGGUUGUGGCCCAGUUGGAUGAAGAUGAUCUUACAUAUGCACGUGAGCAAAGAACCCAUGGCUGGAGGCCUUCCAAAGCCUUCCUCCCAGUCAUUCGUAUCCCUAUGCCAUGUUUGCCAGCUGCUGGUUCGGAAGAUGCGAGACUUUUGCGUGAGCGUUGGGCUCGGCGAAUUCCCAAUCCUGGUACUGGUUUUCAUGCAUUUGAAGGCAUCCGUGAGCAGUUGCCUACAGUUGGACUUGAUGAGGAUGACUUUAUCCCCUUCCUCGGGCAUGUUCCUGCGCAUGGAGAUCCUGGGCACGCAGGCCAGAUCCUGGGCAUUGGUGGAGGGCCAAGUUGUGAAACAUGGUCCGCUGCUCGGCAUAUGGCCGACGGGCCGCCGCCCGUCCGGAGCUAUGAUGAGCCAUGGGGCGUGGCAGGGCUUAGGAAGGCAGGUUCGACGCACCCGGCGCCGAUCGCGGCCCCUUGGGCCCGUUGGGCACUGGGAGCCUCACAUCACGACAUAUCGCAGCCAUUCGUCGAAGACCAGGAUGCAAGUUUAGUGAUUUGUGAGCCGGACCUCCGUUCAGAUAUCUGCACCAAUGGCAAUUGGAUGUUCUCAUUCUUGCCUGAAGGUCUUGAUUUGCAUUCGGCCUCGUAUGCUGCCCUGUAUGAUCAAUCAUUGCUUCCUCCUUCGCCCACAGUCUCUCUUGAGCUCUAUGUGGAUGGAGCCACCGGUCUGCAUGACUCGGCUUGGGCUGUGGUCAUCGUUGCUUGUACCCCUCACGGCAGAAUUUUCAGAGGCUGCAUCUCUGGUGUUACUCAAAUUAAUCCAGCUCAGGAGGACUGGCUCGGAGCAACCUCACACACAAACAUUGAUGCGGAACUUACAGCAAUGUGUGUAGCAACAGCACUUGCAUUGUUUGCAUCUAGGGACUAUUCCAUUUGUGUGCGUCCAGACUUGUCACUCAGUCGUCAAGUUGCUCAGUGUCAAGUGGCUUCCAGAGGUAGCAAGCCCUUAGUGAAUACUUUGCAAGCCCUUGCUCAAAUGGUGGAUGACCAAGUCAAUAUUCAAGAAGUACGAGCUCACUGUGGUGACCCGUGGAAUGAGCUUGCUGACAGUAUUGCCAAGUGGACAGUUCGAAAUGCGGUUUCCCUUGGCUCGGUCCCAUGGAGUCCCCUGCAUGCUUUGGCAGGUUCUCGCACUGAUUGCAAUUGGAAUUGGCUGGCACAUGCAUCUGCAUCCUAUCAGGCCACGUUGCCACAGUUGUAUGGCAAUGCAGUAUGGCAACCUGUGCCUCCAACACUGCGUGUACCAGUUCAAGCACAGGCUCCAACACAUGACUACCCUAGCUAUACGCUUGAUUUCAAUGUAGUUACUUUCAAUGCCCUGGCGCUUGACGAGGCUGAUGCGGCCACUCGCCUUCCAGGUCCCAGGUCUAUUCGAGUUGAUCACCAGUUUCAUCAUCAAUCCUGUGCCAUUAUUGGUAUUCAGGAAGCGCGAACUCCUGAAGGCAGAAGAGUUACUGAUCAUUAUCUCAUUUUGGCAUCCGGUUUUGCUCAGUGCGGGCGUGCUCGACAUCAUGGCUGUGAACUCUGGCUGCAUCGAACUCUCCCUAUUGCCAAGACUCCUUCUGGAGAUGUUAUCACGAUGCAGGCUUUUCAACCAGUGGUCCUUGUUGCCAAUGCCAGGGUCUUGCUUGUUCGACUCCAGGGUCCUUUCGACCUGUAUGUAUUGGUCGGACAUGCACCUUGUCUUUCCGAUGACCGUCCUCUUGACCAGAUUGCCCAAUGGUGGACAGAUCUUGAGUCAGUGCUUGCGCAGGUUGACAAGAGUUCAUCCCUGGUAUGCUGCGUUGAUGCAAAUGCCCCUCUGGCUGAUUCGACUACCAAGUUCUAUCAGCAACAUCAGGCUGAGGCGACCAACCGCCCCGGCGCACUGUUCCAAGACUUCUUGUUGAGGCAGGAGUUAUAUGUGCCGUCUACGUUUUCCUUCCACUCCGGGGAUGGACCCACUUGGAGGCACCCCAAUGGCUCCAGAUUGCGCCGUGACUAUGUGCUGACCAAUGAGGCUGCGUUUGCACUGGUUUUGCGGUGGGACUUUGAUAAGAUGCGUGAUCCCCAAGCACGCGCUGCUUUUGAAAGUGCCCUACGUACCAUGCCUCUUCCUGCUUGGCAUGUAGAUGUUGACACGCAUGCCCAAUUGCUGGAGACCAAUGUUGUACAGCUUGCACAGCAACACUUUGGCAAGCCGCCCAAAGUUCGACAUCGACCAAUCCUCACUGAGGCGACACUAAAUGGUAUCUUCCUGAAACGGCAGGCACUAGCCCUCUUUCGAUUGGAAGUUGACAGGCAUGAUUCCCUUGUGGCGGCUGAGCUCAAGGUCCUUGAAAAAGACUUGCGUCUGAUGGUACGCCGUGAUCAACAACAAUGGUAUGCUCAUUGGCUGGAGGACAUUGAUCAGGUUGCCUCCCAUCAUGAUGUUGCGCAAUUGUAUCGCAAGUUGCAGAGGCUAGGUCGUCGCAAGAACUCACUCGAUAAAGGGCCUAUGCCAUUGCCCCAACUGAAAGAUCCACAAGGAGGCAAGGCAACCUCCUUUGAACAAUGUCAGCGAAUUUGGUGUGAUCAAUUUGCCGCUCUUGAGGCAGGGCUUCAUGUCAAUGAUGCCCAGUUGCAGCAGCUUCAUGUGCAGUUGGCCCCAGGGCAGUUGUGUGAUCCUUCGCAUCUCAUGUCCUCUCAUGACAUCUUGGCUACAAUUAGGCGUAUGGAGUCUGGAAAAGUUCCAGGUCCAGGAUUGCUUCCCAUUGAUGUGCUCAAAGCGGGAGGGUAUGUAGCUGCUCAAAUCCUGCUCCCGCUCAUGACCAAGGUUCAGACUCAGGUCCGUGAACCGUUGUCUUGGAAGGGGGGGUUACUUAUUCCCCUUUUUAAGGGCAAGGGAUCCCCGCAGGAGGCUGCUUCUUACCGUUCUAUCUUUAUCUCUGAUGUUUGUGGCAAGAUUCACCACUCCCAUGUUCGCAAAGCACUUGUUGAUACGUGGAAUGUGCAUGAUGACCUCAUUCAACAGGGUGGCCGUAAAGGAUGCUCGACGGAUAUUGCCCACCAUCUUUUGCAUGGAUAUUUUGCUUGGGCUCGUUCGCAGACAGUUUCUUGCGCCAUGCUUUUCGUUGACUUGCAUGCUGCCUUCUAUACUGUUGUGCGCUCCAUGCUUUCUGAUCAGCCUCUUCAUGAUGACCUGCUCUGUCAUGCCAUGCAAGUGCUUGGAAUUCGGCCGCAUGACUGGCAUGAGAUUCUUCAGUGCAUUCGCCCUGACAAUGCCACGAGUGGCCUUGAUGCCCAUGCUCACAGGAUGAUGGUAGAUAUGUUUUCAGGUACGCAUUUUCAAAUGAAAGGAGUUGCCAACCCAGUGGCUACAUUCCGUGGGACCCGUCCCGGAGAUCCAGUAGCAGAUAUUCUCUUCAACAUGGCGUUUCGUCUUAUUGUCUUAGAUGCACGAACCAAGUUCCAAGGCAGCAACAAUAUGCCCUUUCUUGGCUCUCCUGAGACAUGUCGAAAUCUGGCUCAGGUUGCAGACAUGCCACCUUCAGGGUUUGCAGAGGUAACCUUUGUUGAUGACAUUGCUUAUGCGUUGCAUGCUCCGCGUGCUGAGCAGGUUGUCACGGCCUUGCAGACAGUUGCCUCUUGUCUGCACGAUGCAGCCACUUCGCGUGGUAUGCAGCUCAACUAUGCUGCUGGUAAGACUGAGGCUAUGAUUUUCUGUGCAGGACCAGGUUCUCGUGCAGUGAAGAAGCAGCUCUGGCAUGAUUAUGCAGGAGCCCUGCCCAUUGUCACGGAACAUGGCACCCAGACAUUGCGUCUUGUGCAUUCAUAUAAGCACCUCGGCUCUUUUCUUCAAUGUCAAGCAGUUGUACAUAAGGAUGUCACAUAUCGGGUUGCACAAGCAAGAAAAGCCUUUGGGCAGCUGGCUCGGCCUUUUUACUCUAAACGGAAUGUUGGGUUGGCCACUAAGACGUCAGUUUUCUCUAUGCUUGUUGUCUCUCGCCUUCUCUACAAUGUACAUGUGUGGGCUUGGGUUACUGAUGCCGAUGUUUCCAGAUGGUCCAAUGGAAUUCGUGAAGCUAUUGGUAGGCUAGUUCGGCCACUGCUUCAUCAGAUUCCUGCCUUUCAUUUCACAGUUGCAGAACUAUGUGGACUUGCGUCUUUGCCUGGACCUUGUGAUCUUCUGCAUGCCAACAGAUUGCGUUAUUUGAAGCGAGCCAUUGCUGCAGCUCCCGAGCUGCUUUGGCGCACUUUGUUUGCCAAUACCGCCGAUACUGCAUGGAUGGCGUUGUUGCAGAGUUCCUUUGUCUGGUUCAUGAAGCACUAUCCGGGCCAAUUUACCCUCCCUGUAAAUGAUGUUCAUGCGUGUCUCCAGUAUGUUGCAGUUGAUGAACGCUGGAUUGGUCGAGUGAAACGAGCCCUUGCCUCGGCAGUUAGGUACCAUCGAGCAGCCGCCCAGGGCCACUUGUGGUCCUUGAAGGUAGAGCGUGAUCUGCAAAGUUUUGCUUCUUCGCGGUUGCUCCCUCGUGACAGUUGUGUUGCUGCAUGGUCUUGUCUGCAAUGUAGUGCUACUUUUGACACCAAAAGGGCGUUAGCAGUUCACUCCCGACACAUGCAUGGGUAUCAGCAGAUUCUCAAAUACUUUGUACUUUCAGAUGAGUGCAGUGCGUGUGGUAAGAAGUUCUUUCAGCGGUGUAGAGCUGUGACUCAUGUUCGUCAGUCUGCCAAGUGUCGCGAUGCCUACCUUGCAUGCUUUGUGCCAGCAGCGCAAGAGGUUGUGGCCCAGUUGGAUGAAGAUGAUCUUACAUAUGCACGUGAGCAAAGAACCCAUGGCUGGAGGCCUUCCAAAGCCUUCCUCCCAGUCAUUCGUAUCCCUAUGCCAUGUUUGCCAGCUGCUGGUUCGGAAGAUGCGAGACUUUUGCGUGAGCGUUGGGCUCGGCGAAUUCCCAAUCCUGGUACUGGUUUUCAUGCAUUUGAAGGCAUCCGUGAGCAGUUGCCUACAGUUGGACUUGAUGAGGAUGACUUUAUCCCCUUCCUCGGGCAUGUUCCUGCGCAUGGAGAUCCUGGGCACGCAGGUGUCUAUCAAAUGUAUGAUCUUGCCGCAGAAACAGCUCGCCUACAUAUCCAAUGUUUUUUGUUUAUACAUUUUUACAGCGGAUAUAGGAGAGAGGGUGAUUUGCAACAUUGCCUUGAAGCUCAAUUCCAACAAGGCACUGCCCAGGUAUUCUGCCUGUCGAUAGACAUUUGUUUGGCGAAACAGCGAUCAGAUGUCACAGACCCCAGUACGCGGAGUUUCUGGGUAGAGCAAAUGGCCAAAGGCCAGAUCCUGGGCAUUGGUGGAGGGCCAAGUUGUGAAACAUGGUCCGCUGCUCGGCAUAUGGCCGACGGGCCGCCGCCCGUCCGGAGCUAUGAUGAGCCAUGGGGCGUGGCAGGGCUUAGGAAGGCAGUUGCUCAGCAGGUUGAUGUUGGCUCCACUUUGGUCCAAUUUUUGCUGGAUUUAUUGGUGAUAGCAGCGCGGUUAGGAUUGUGCGGGUUUCUGGAGCACCCGGCUUUUCCUGUAUGGCUUGCACGUAAAAAACCAGCAUCCAUUUGGACGUUACGAGCGUUUCGAUGUUUUGCACGCCUUCAGUGUGUCCAAGUAGUGACAUUCGAUCAAUGCACUAUGGGGCUACUGGCCCAGAAACCUACCACAUUUGUGGUGCUUCGGCUUCCGGCACUGGUCGAUAUGAUUCAGAUGCGUGGACGUCGUGGACGCUGCAAUCACAUUGGAGGACAUCAACCGUUGAAGGGACGACAAGACAAUAGACAGUUUUCCACUGCAAGGGCAAAGAUUUACCCUCGGCAGUUGAACCUUUCUAUUGCCCUCGCUGUUUGUCGAUUUUUGUCUGACCGCCAUAUGAAUGAUGCUGGCCGGAUGUCGACACAGCUUGAGGAAUUAGAUUCCACCGAAGUGGUCGACUUGCACACAGUGCAACCUGACUACCAUGGAUAG